AUCGUAGUUCAAAAUUUGGAACACUGCCGGUAUGAAUAUUGUCGUACAAGCUUGAAACCCUGGAGGAAAUUUGUUCCCAAUUCGGCAUGAUUUAUUUUGCCUGCAUGGCAUUGCUCAGAACCUCAGCUUUUAAUAUACCACACGGGAGAGUAAAACAACUUGAGGAAUAUAAAAAAAAAUGACCAGUAGAAUCAUAUACCGGUCACCAAUUGAUCAUUUCCGAAAGACGAAGAAUGUAUGCAAUAUAUAUUUAUCAUACAUUAAAGGAAGCUAGUUUCAUUUUCUGAUCUUGUUUUCAAAAUUGAUUUCAUAGGAAAAAUGUCCGACCCUUUAUUAUGGAACUGUGAAAGAGUGAAACAAUUUUUAAGUGAAAACGGAUUGCAAGAAUACCAGAAACUACUAUGUGAUGAGAACAGAAUCGACGGCCGUGUUCUCCUAACAUUGACAGAGAAGGAUUUAUAUCAGCUUAAAAUAUCAGCUUUAGGCGAUAUCAAAAGACUAUUGUUUGCAAUCCAAGACCUUCAGAGUGGACAGAAUUCACGGUUACAAUUUCCAAAUUACCAUAAUGACUGUCAUUCGUCCUCUUCCUCAGAAAGUUCCUACAUGAUAGAUAUUCUAGAUUCCUCUGACGAUGAAAAACAUAACUAUAGGUCAAAACGGAAAAUAAAUCAAGAAGUAUGGAAGACGGGUGUCAGCAUUGUCUAUACAUUCAUUGUACAUUUUGUGACUAGUUUUGCUAUCAUAGUUGCACAAGAGCGCAUGCCUGACAAAAAGCAAUAUCGCCCAUUACCUGACGUUAUGCUAGAUAGUAUAACUUAUGUACCAUGGGCAUAUAAAGUGACGGAGGGAGUUAUUUUAGCUGGAUUUAUUACAUAUUUUAUAAUAUUAGUAUUUCACAAAUAUAGGUUUAUUUUACUCAGAAGAAUGUUUGUCAUUGCCGCCUCAAUCUUUUUAUUUCGCAGUAUAUGUGUGAUCGUUACCUCAUUACCGAUGCCUCAAGAAAAUUUCAACUGUGAAAAACUGGUAUUUAAAAACGGCUGGGAACGAUUUUCAAGAGCUCUAGAGAUUUAUUCCGGAAUGGGAAUGAAAGUCUCUGGAUUAAAAACAUGUGGAGAUUACAUGUUUAGUGGACAUACAGUCACAAUAACAACUCUUAUUCUUCUCAUUAAUGAAUAUACACCAAAAAGAUGGAUAUUUCUACACAUACUGGUGUGGAUUGUGGGGUUGUCUGGUAUUAUCUUCAUUUUAGCAGGACACGGACAUUAUACCUUAGAUGUGAUAGUAGCCUUUUAUAUUACAUCACGUUUAUUCCAAUAUCACCACAUCCUAGCCAACAACAAAACUUUAAUGACAAGAGACCAGAGUAGACUUAAGAAAUGGUUCCCAGUCUUUUAUUUUUUCGAAUCAAAUUGUGAUGGAAUAGUUCCGAAUGAAUACGAAUGGCCAUCAAGUAUUUUGGAAUCAGCAAUGCAACGGUGUGCAAAACUCAGGAACUAUUUAUCUUCAUUGCUGUCAUAAGAUAAACAGCUGAUCUAGUAUUUUCUAACGACGAGAUGAAAUCGUUAUAUUUUGAUCGCUUUGAAUUCUCAAUUGCAGUUUGAAAAUACAUUGACUCAAGCACAAAACCAAUGCAUCUAUAUCGUUUCGGUAUUGACUCAAGCACAAAACCAAUGCAUCUAUAUCGUUUUGGUAUUGACUCAAGCACAAAACCAAUGCAUCUAUGUCGUUUUGGUAUUGACUCAAGCACAAAACCAAUGCAUCUAUAUCGUUUUGGUAUUGACUCAAGCACAAAAUCAAUGCAUCUAUAUCGUUUUGGUAUGGACUCAAGCACAAAACCAAUGUAUCUAUAUUGUUUCGGUAUUGACUCAAGCACAAAACCAAUGUAUCUAUAUUGUUUCGGUAUGGACUCAAGCACAAAACCAAUGUAUCUAUAUUGUUUCGGUAUUGACUCAAGCACAAAACCAAUGCAUCUAUAUCGUUUCGGUAUGUCUAUCGAUUCUAGUAGUUAAUUUAAUGUUGUCCUAGUUCAUGUAGUAUAAUUUGCGGAACACUUAUUUUUGAUUUUAAAUUAAGUGGUGACGGCAAAAGUCGAUUGUUUUAAAGCAUGUGAAUAGUGUUUUGUGUGUUUUCGUAUGUUGCUUAGUAAUACUGACAAAUCUGAUAACAUUGAUGAAGUCAGAAACAGGAACUGAUAUAGUAAAACGAAAUAUUAUAACACAUUGAGCCAACGGGAGUAAUUUUGAUUUUAAUUGAGAUUACAUUUUUACACUGAACAAUAUUUGUACUCAAACGUUAAUAUGAGAAUCGGAUUCAUAUCGUAUUGUCAUAUUGAACUAUCAUCAAUAACUUUAUUUUUAAAGUUUUUAUUUAUUAUUUAUUUAUGAUUUUAUCAUUGUUAUACAAUUUUAUGGCAUUAUUACAUGAAUAAAUUUUAUUUUUUUGUUA
Messenger RNA from Mytilus trossulus (common blue mussel), 2445 nucleotides. Its product is annotated as sphingomyelin synthase-related protein 1-like. Gene Ontology annotation, molecular function: protein binding; sphingomyelin synthase activity; ceramide cholinephosphotransferase activity. The record is from RefSeq and is a predicted model, not a curated record. The transcript is spliced from 5 exons. Gene Ontology annotation, cellular component: endoplasmic reticulum membrane; Golgi membrane; plasma membrane. Gene Ontology annotation, biological process: ceramide biosynthetic process. The coding region runs from base 319 to 1518 and encodes 399 amino acids. Lineage: Eukaryota; Metazoa; Mollusca; Bivalvia; Mytilida; Mytilidae.